Gadus macrocephalus (Pacific cod) is the source of this 2025-nucleotide messenger RNA. RefSeq names its product tetraspanin 18b (gene tspan18b). NCBI's taxonomy places the organism in Eukaryota, Metazoa, Chordata, Actinopteri, Gadiformes, Gadidae. The record is from RefSeq and is a predicted model, not a curated record. Gene Ontology annotation, cellular component: membrane. The transcript is spliced from 9 exons. Bases 344 to 1120 code for a protein of 258 amino acids.
GAGCUGCCCUCCCUUUUCAGCGUGCAGUGAGUUGGGGGAGAAAACUGUUUGCAUACCGAUCCUGAUCCAGCACUCCGUGCACGCAUUGAGUCUAUUAGUGAUUGAGAAAGCUGUGGAUUUUAUCAGUUGAAAGCUUUUUUGGGGUGCGUAUAGACAACCACCGGUUGGUAAUAUUCUGCGAAACUGUGUCGUUUGUUGUACCGAAAGAGUUGGUGACAUCUCCGUGGGAAAACAGCGAUUUACCAACAGGCUCUGCUGAGAGCUCAUGAAAACAGGAGAGGAACAAAAGCCAAGAGAAUUCAUCAGCUUCCAUUGAACAAGUGGAACCAACAGGCAGAUACUCAUGGGGCAGGGAGAAGCUUCAGCGCGGGGGACCGCCAUGGAGGGCGACUGCCUCAGCUGUGUCAAGUACCUCAUGUUCGUCUUCAAUUUCCUAAUAUUUCUGGGGGGCUCCUUCCUCCUGGGGGUGGGGGUGUGGGUGCUGGUGGACCCCACGGGCUUCCGGGAGAUUGUGGCGGCGAACCCCCUGCUGUUCACCGGGGUCUACAUCGUCCUGGCCAUGGGGGGCAUGCUGUUCCUGCUGGGCUUCCUCGGCUGCUGCGGGGCCAUCCGCGAGAACAAGUGUCUGCUGCUCUUCUUCUUCAUGCUCAUCCUCCUCAUCUUCCUCGCCGAGCUGGCCGCCGCCAUCCUCGCCUUCAUAUUCCGGGAGCAUCUGACCAGGGAAUACUUCACCAAGGAGCUGAAGAGGCACUACCAGGGCUACAACAACACGGACGUGUUCACCUCCACGUGGAACGGCAUCAUGAACACAUUUGACUGCUGUGGCGUCAACAGCCCGGAGGAUUUUAAGGAAAGUCUGUUCAAGUCGCUGAACCACGAUGACAUGGUGCCGGCGGCUUGCUGCCAGAGGCCCAGCCAGCCCGCUGAUAUGGCCGACCCCAGCCAGGAACAGUGCUUAAGAGGCAAUAUGAUGUUCCGCAAUAACAAGGGCUGUUACUCCGCUGUGGUCGACUACUUUGAGCUGUACAUCUAUGUGGCGGGAGCGUCCGCCAUUGUGGUGCUUACCAUCGAGCUCUUCGCCAUGGUAUUCGCCAUGUGUCUGUUCAGAGGAAUCCAGUAGAACUACCGACAAAAUCCGGGAACUUUUUAUUUCAAAAAGGGAAAUCAGGAGAAAAGAAACAGAAAAAAACACGAACACUUGUAAAUUUGUUGUUCUUUUUUUAUAUUGUCUUAAUUGGUUAGGAUCACGACAACCUUUUUAAAACCCGUGUACUUCACAGCUGGACUUUUGAGGUACAUGGGUGACAUAAAAUUAAGAGCAAAUGGGAGAUCAGAAAACUGAUGUAAAAAAACAAAGAGAAAAAAACCACACAAAAAAUAAGAAAUGUUUGAGCAAAGGGGAACAACCGUAAUUCUUGUGGACCAGGUCUCACGCAGACCGGGCGUCGUGCCGCAACAGGCGGAGAGGGGGGGGUGGGGUAAGAUGAGGACCAGGUGAGGCCUAAGCAGAAGGCACUGCACUGACUUUUGGAUGAAGAAUAUUUAUACUGAGUAAAGUUGGCUUAACUGUAAGGAAAAUGUGUGUUUUGUGUACACUUUGGUUGUUUCCCCCCUCUCCCCCCUCCCUCCCUCCCUCCCUCCCCCAUCUUCACAUGCCAUUGUUACAGCCACACCGUUUUAAUUGCUGUAUUAUAAGCUGUGUGUGUGUGUGUGUGUGUGUGUGUGUGUGUGUGUGUGUGUGUGUGUGUGUGUGUGUGUGUGUGUGUGUGUGUGUGUGUGUGUGCAGGUGUUUGAGAGAGCAAGAGAGAGAGAACUAGUUUUUUAUGUGCAUGUGAGUUUGUGGCCCUUCAUGACCAUCUCCAUGCUUGAAAAAACAACUUUUUGGAUUAUUUUUCAAUUUGUAAAGUGAUGUUUAUUGCGAUCGUGGUUAUGUGUGGUUUUAGCUGGUGAAAAUGUAUGUACGUAUAUGCAUUUGUAUUGGGUUCUUGAAAAGAUUAAUGAUAUAAAAUGCUGUUGUAAAUCUCU